AUGGAGUCCCUCAACAUAACCACCAUUAGAACCUCAUCAGAUGGAGUUUGGCAAGGCGAUAAUCCUUUCAACUACGCAUUCCCUUUACUUAUUAUACAAACUAUCUUAGUCCUUUUCACCAGCCGCUUCCUGGCUUUCCUUAUUAAACCCCUUCGACAACCCAAAGUCAUUGCUGAAAUUCUUGGUGGGAUUUUGCUUGGACCGUCUGCUCUGGGACGAAACAAAGAAUACUUACAUUUAGUUUUCCCAUCAUGGAGCACUCCCUUACUCGAGUCAGUAGCAAGCAUUGGUCUUCUCUUUUUUCUUUUCCUCGUUGGCCUUGAACUUGAUUUAAUUUCAAUUCGUCAGAACGGCAAAAGUGCUUUCAAAAUAGCAGUAGCUGGAACUACACUCCCCUUCCUCUUCGGAGCUGGAGUUUCUUUGUUUCUCAAAAAAGCCGUCUAUGCAGAGAAAAAUGUGGGCUACGGCCCAUUCCUCUUGUUUAUAGGCGUGUCUCUUUCCAUUACAGCUUUCCCUGUACUGGCUCGCAUUCUAGCUGACCUCAAACUCCUAACAACGCAAGUUGGUCAGAUCGCCAUGGCCGCUGCGGCUUUUAAUGACGUUGCUGCAUGGGUCCUUUUAGCUCUAGCUGUAGCCAUCGCAGGUAACGAGUCGGAUCAUGAGACCCAAAAAAGCUCAUUAGUAUCUAUAUGGGUUCUCAUUUCAGGUGUUGCAUUUGUUGCUUUCAUGUUUAUUGCUGUCCGUCCAAUUAUGAACUGGGUUGCACGCCAGUGCUCAUGCGAACACGACGUCGUUGAUGAAGUUUAUGUUUGUUUAACCUUAGCUGGCGUUAUGUUAUCAGGAUUUCUCACUGACCUUAUCGGAAUUCAUGCCAUUUUUGGUGCUUUUGUGUUUGUUUUAACGAUUCUAAAAGGAUGUGUAUUUUCGGUUAGUUUGAUGACGAAGAUUCAGGAUUUUGUGUCGGGAUUGUUGCUGCCGCUUUACUUUGCGUCAAGUGGGUUAAAAACCGAUGUGGCGAAGAUACGAGGUGCGGAGGCGUGGGGGCUUUUGGUGUUGGUGAUAUCAACAGCUUGUGCGGGAAAGAUAUUGGGAACUUUUGUGAUGGCGAUGAUGUGUAUGAUUCCCGUUAGAGAAUCCUUAGCGCUUGGUGUGCUGAUGAACACAAAGGGAUUAGUGGAGCUGAUUGUUCUUAACAUUGGCAGGGAAAAGAAGGUUCUUAAUGAUGAGAUGUUCGCAAUUUUGGUGCUCAUGGCACUCGUUACUACUUUCAUGACAACUCCAACUGUUAUGGCUAUUUACAAACCCCUCCGCCGUGUUACUACUCAAACUCGACGACAAUUGGAGCGAAAAUCAGCGAAUGGCAAGAAAUUAGAAGACGAGUUUCGGAUCAUGGCUUGCAUACACGGUCCUGAAAAUGUUCCUUCACUCAUCAAUGUUGUCGAGUUAAUGAGGAACACCAAGAUAUCCCGUCUCAAACUCUACGUCAUGCACCUUGUUGAGCUCACUGAUCGCUCGUCGUCGAUUGUCAUGGUUCAGAAAGCUCGAAAGAAUGGCGUUCCUUUCAUUAAUAGAAUCGGUCGAGGCAUGUCAAAUGAUCAAAUAUUCGCUGCCUUUGAAACUUAUAGCCAACUGGGAAGAGCUAUUGUUCGCCAUUCGACAGCCAUUUCAUCGUUGUCUUCAAUGAAUGAGGACAUUUUCCAUGUUGCGGAGGACAAGAGGGUGACGAUGAUCCUCUUGCCCUUCCACAAACAGUGGAGAGGAGACGGCGCAGAGGCGAUGGAUAGCGUUUUACCAGGGUGGAGAGAGGUCAACCGGAUGGUUUUACAGAAUGCACCUUGCUCGGUGGCAGUGCUCGUCGACCGUGGAUUUAAUUACGAGUCUAAGAUGGUGGGAGAUUCCACCGCUUCCAUGCCAAAAAGGGUAUGCAUUGCAUUCGUCGGGGGCUCCGAUGAUCGGAAAUCUUUGGAACUAGGCGGGAGAAUGGCAGAACAAACAACAUUUAAGCUGACUCUGGUAAGGUUCAUUGAGAACGACAAUGGCUUAUCAAGCAACGAGAUUAACUACGAGGGGGAAAAGGACCAGGAUAAGGCCGCACUGGAGGGAUUCAAGAGGAAGUUGAACGAGUCAGUGGAGUACCAAGAGAAGAUGAUGAGCAACAUUAAACAGGAACUGCUAACGAUAGGGCAAAGUGGGGUUUACGACCUUGUAUUGGUGGGGAAAGGAAGGUUCCCAUCAAAUAUGGAGGCAAAAAUUGCCGAUAAUCAGGCCGAGAACGUGGACCUGGGAUCGAUUGGAAACAUUUUGGCUUCAUCACGCUAUUGCAUUUUAUCAUCCGUACUAGUGAUCCAAUGCCAGCACAAUAGGCCUAAGAGCCAUAACCGGAAGAUCUCGGCUAGUGCUAUUGUGAAGAAGCAGGCCAUAGCUUCCACUCAGUCGAGCGAGGCUCAGCAAGAUUGUAAAGAGGUCUCAGCAAACGUCGCCCUUCUGAUUGAUGAGGAUGACAUAGUAAAAUCCGUCGACGAAGAGCAUGCUUGGGAGACGUCGGUAAAUUUGGUCAAGCUCAUAUGGGAGAGUAAUCCCUCACUUGACUUUUCCUUCCUCCUCACUGAGUAUCAUACUGAGGUCGAGAGGACGAGGGCUGAGGUUGCGUGGUUGGAGUUUGUUUACUUAAACAACUCUGAGUUUCAUAAAGGUUCGGAUGGUGAGGUUGAGAUCGAGGAAGAGAAAAUUGUGAUCAAGAAUGUUAGCUCGCCUACUGUUGAGGCAGCUCCUAAGGAGAAAGUCAACGAAGAACACCCCAGGGUGGCUAAGGAAAGGGUCACGUCAAAAGUUCCAACUGAUACUUCCAAGGUUGCUAAGGAUGGCAGCACCUUGGAUACUUCGGCCAAAGAUCUCCCUCCAACUUAG
Messenger RNA from Pistacia vera, 2907 nucleotides. RefSeq names its product cation/H(+) antiporter 20-like. The record is from RefSeq and is a predicted model, not a curated record. Gene Ontology annotation, molecular function: antiporter activity. Lineage: Eukaryota; Viridiplantae; Streptophyta; Magnoliopsida; Sapindales; Anacardiaceae. Gene Ontology annotation, cellular component: membrane; endomembrane system. The coding region runs from base 1 to 2907 and encodes 968 amino acids. Gene Ontology annotation, biological process: regulation of pH; proton transmembrane transport. The transcript has 6 exons.